This is a messenger RNA of Triticum dicoccoides, 1458 nucleotides long. RefSeq lists its product as uncharacterized. The record is from RefSeq and is a predicted model, not a curated record. NCBI's taxonomy places the organism in Eukaryota, Viridiplantae, Streptophyta, Magnoliopsida, Poales, Poaceae. Bases 1 to 1197 code for a protein of 398 amino acids. The transcript is spliced from 6 exons.
AUGCACGAAGAUGAAAGAAGCCUGAUGCAUGGGGUUGAAGUAAGCCUGAUGCACAUGGGUGAAACAAGCCAUGUCCCAUCUACUCUGUGCACAAAUCAGCCAAUUGAAGUUCCUGAGUUCUCUGACCAACAGCUUGACCAACAGCGGCAAAUGGACGUUGAAGCUACACCUAUUGUGGAUAAGUGCAGGAAUGGGAAAGGGCUCGAAAGACUCACUAAAGAGUUAGGCUCUAAGAUUAUCAUCCAAGUGGCCAAGGGGAAGAAACGCCCGGACAAACCAGCACAGGCUGCAAAGCUUGCAUCCCAGGGUGGGGUCGCUACGAGGCAGCAUCUACCACUCCUUCCCCACUUCAAGGAGUACAAGGCCAAUGGGCAUCAUAUUGACAAUUUCAUUGGAAAAGUUGCUAUCAAUUUUGAUAUGGACACCCGUUCCGAUGCCGUGAAGUAUGCAUGCACUGACAUCCUCAAGACCGCGUUGAAGAAUAGGCGCCACCAUCUCAAGAAGAAGCAUUUUGACAAUGUACCGGCCAAUCUCGUGAGUGUCAAAUCUCCUGAUAAGAAUGUGACAGAUGCGGAGUGGCAAAGGCUGGUCAAGAUGUGGUCUACCCCAAGGCACAAGGAAACCUGUCAGUCAAACAAGGAGAACCGUUCCAAAGUUAAGUUCCAUCAGAAAACUGGUUCUCGCCCCUACAUUUCCCAUGUGCAUGCUUUGAAAGAGGCUCGUAAGGGUGAAGAGUUGACUGUGUUUGAUCUAUUCAAGGAGUGCCACAAUGGCAAGAAGACUGGUUUCUCUGAGCCAGUUAAGAAGGCGAUAGCUGACAUGGAAAAAGCUAUGGAACAAGGGGUACCAGAAGGUGGAGAACCAAAGAAUGUUGCUAUUGUUGUUGCUGACAUUCUCACUAAAGAAUGUCCCUCCAGCACAUUCCUUCAAAGUGUUGGCCUUGAGUCGAGCUCCAAGAAGAAGUUCAACAGAUCUGCAGCUGCUUUGGAUGCUCAUGUACAAGAACUAGAGUACAAGCUUGAGAAGGAGAGGCGAGUCGCUGAGUUGAUGCGAGAGGAGCUUGUUGAGGUCAAGAAGAAAUCAGAGGAGACCGAAGCUGCACGCGCCGCAGAGUACCAGUUGUUACUACAAAGAGUUGAGGCCACCGAUGCUAGAUUUGCGCGUCUCAUGGAUCUGUUCGAAGGUAAAAUAGUUUAGUACGGCGUGGUUGAUGUUGACUUUGGGACUUUUGAUGUUGAGUUGUUUCGACCUGGGGUUGAUGAGUUUCUUUGACUGGACAUGUGAACCACAAUAUGGACCAGAGAUUGGCUGUGGUUUGAUGAUGUUGUGCUUUGGUUGGUGCAUCUUAAUCUUAUGAACAUGGUGUACUGAUACUAAGCUACUGGCUAUGUUAUUUUGGUUGGUGCAUCUUAUGAACUUGUGGUGUAAUGAUACUGUUGGGCCUAAGUUAAUGAAAUC